Messenger RNA from Andrographis paniculata, 1059 nucleotides. Its product is annotated as glyoxylase I 4. The coding region runs from base 278 to 802 and encodes 174 amino acids. NCBI's taxonomy places the organism in Eukaryota, Viridiplantae, Streptophyta, Magnoliopsida, Lamiales, Acanthaceae. The transcript has 5 exons. The record is from RefSeq and is a predicted model, not a curated record.
CGGUUUCACCGAAAGCCCUCGGCCUUGUAUUAGUUUUUGGCGUCCAGUGGCGCUUCGGAAUUGAAGCGUUUUGAUAAGUGAGAUGAUUUGAUUCUGUGGAGGUGUAGCUUAAGCUCCAAGUUUUACUCCAUGGCUUCUCUACUGAGUCCGCCUCUCAGUUUGCCGCUUAACAGGGUAGUCAAAGCUGUUUCUGUCUUCAUGUUCGCGAUUUUCUUUUGUAGGGUUAUUUUUUUGUGUUAAGGCCAGCAACGGAAAUUCUAGAUCUCUCGGUCAGAAGAUGUUUUCGGAGAGCGAGCGUAUGUGUUUUAGGAGAAAUAGUGUUCGCAGUGCGAAAUUUUCCGCAAUAAAAAACAAACCAUCGGCGGAAGCAGAUGUAAUCGUGAAGGAUUCUGUGAAUGUUGAGGCAGUUGAGGACAGGAUAGAUUACGGAGUUGUUGGUGUUCACCAUGUUGGGGUCUUGUGCGAGAACCUGGAGAGGUCGUUGCACUUUUACCAGAAUAUACUCGGUUUAACAAUAAAUGAGGCACGACCACACGAUAAACUCCCCUAUAGGGGAGCUUGGUUAUGGGUAGGCUCUGAGAUGAUACAUCUGAUGGAACUUCCAAAUCCUGAUCCUUUAACCGGCCGGCCCGAACAUGGGGGUAGAGAUCGCCAUGCUUGUUUAGCUAUUCGAGAUGUUUCUAAGCUGAAGGAUAUCCUCGAUAAAGCUGGUAUUCCCUAUACCCUUAGUCGCUCGGGUCGGCCAGCGAUUUUCACACGAGAUCCAGAUGCUAAUGCACUUGAAUUUACACAAGUUGAUUGAGGAUUGCUGCAUCAGAGACAGACGAACUAGUUUUCUGUAACUAAGAAGAUCUAUAGGAAUGGAGUUUCAUGUGGUGCAGAUUUUCAUAGCUUGAUUCUGCCAUCAUUUGUGGGUAAGAAAUGGCUCUCCUCAUUUCAUCAUGCAAAUAUUUAUGUAUGUGCCUCUUUUUUCUUUUUUUUGUACUUGCAAAUAUUAUUACUACACAGGGAUGGUGGUAGAUAUGAACCUGAAGCAAUAAAAGCAUAGGUUAUAUGGCA